Messenger RNA from Ectocarpus siliculosus, 1251 nucleotides. The record is from the annotation of a GenBank genome assembly. Lineage: Eukaryota; Phaeophyceae; Ectocarpales; Ectocarpaceae.
ACCUUUACCACCACACACAGAAGCAUGAGCUGGUUCAGAGGGAAGAAGGAGCCGGAGCCGGAGUCCACGCCGGAGCCGACGUUCUCGUCGGACACCUCGGCGUUCGAGGGAUCCACCAACUUCGCGAGCGGCCCUCCUAGCCGAGGGGGAGGCGGCGCAACGUCGGCGGGAAUGGGUGAUCUACAGGCGGCGAUGCAAAUCGAGCAACAGAAGGCUCAGAUGCAGGCGAUCGUUUCCCGGCUCACCGACCUGGCUUUCACGAAGUGCAUACAGAAGCCGUCCUCGUCGCUCUCCAGCUCGGAACAGAGCUGCAUCAAUGCCACCGUCUUGAAAUACUUCGACACGAGCGAGUUCGUUUUGGGGCGACUAAUGAAGUCUCAGCAGGGCGGGGGCGAUAUUUAGCUGUUCUUAAGCUGCACCCCCCCCCUCCCCCCCCUCACUAGGAUUUAGAUGAUAAGACUGCCUGUCGUGUGCCUUGGUUGCAAAAGAGUUGGUUGCGCCUGCUUCGUUCCGUGCCGAGGCGGUGUAUGACGUGUAGGCGCCCUGCUUGUAGAACUGCGGUGGCCCGAUGUUUGCAACCGCUCAAGGUGCUCACUCCUGACGUUGCUUUUGGUUUUCCGUUUUGUAGGGUGGUUUACCAGGCGUUUGUUGACGCAUUUCCCCUUUCGGGGACCGAAAGCAGUCCCUCAUUGAAGUUGUCAGCUGGCCCAGUUAAGGGCUAUCGAAACGCAGAAUGCAUGUGCCUCGGGCGCACGUAGAAUACUGCGACCACCCUCACAUCUUUGGACAGUAUUGCGCAGAUGGUUGCCGUGUUUCCCACAUACAAGUACGACGUCGUGCUCCCAAUACACUUUACACAGCUGGGUUGUGUGCGAAAGUAUGGCAUUGGGCACGCACGCCCGUAUGCAUACGAAUCCCUACUGCUGUACGGCAUCAAUCUCGAGGAAAUUUUGAGAUCGACAAACGCCGGUGGUAUUGGCAACCGACCUUGUGCUCGUCUCAAGCCUUCCGCACGCGUUGAUACUCUAUUUACAUGCUGCAGGGCAAAGCAGCCAUAGUCCAAGGCCCCCCUAGGGCUCGGCAUACGCUGCGUACGGCGUGCUUCCACGGCAAGUCACCCCCGUUCCUUCCCCAGUGAGGGCGGGGCAGUCAACGUUAGGCCCGAGCGAUUUAUCACCUUUUUUGACUCGUGUGGUACGCCCGGUGUCUGAAGCACAAGGGAUGAGCGAAUAAUUAAAAUCACUGGCCCUG